Gryllus bimaculatus (two-spotted cricket) is the source of this 1128-nucleotide messenger RNA. Lineage: Eukaryota; Metazoa; Arthropoda; Insecta; Orthoptera; Gryllidae. The record is from the annotation of a GenBank genome assembly.
AUGUCAAGUGAUAUCAAGCGUGUAAUGUCAAGAAAAUCCCCUGCUGGUAUAUUGCAGAUUAUGGUGAAACAAUUAAUGGAAGAAGAAGGGUUAUGGGAAGAAACACUUACCUCAGACAUCCCAACAUCUUGGGAAAAAUAUGGAGAUUUAUUGUUGUUUAAUGGUGAAAAAUAUUUUCGUGAUGAUCGAUGGAAACAUACUCCCAAUUUAUGGCAGUGUAUUUGUAAGGCAUUAAAAGCAAAACGUAUUGGUUUUAAGCAUUUUAUAUCGGAAGAUUCAUUUCGUUCACCUAACGUAAAAUUAGUGUACGGCGUCAAUUCUUGGGUUGAAUUUAAAGAUAAUGGUGUUAUUUUCACUUGGGAUGUACAAUUCAAUAUGUUUUGUGCAGGAAAUGCACCAGAACGUCAUAGGAUUGCGACUUUUCUCUGUGAGGGAGAAACUGUUGUAGACAUGUAUGCUGGAAUCGGUUACUUUACCCUUCCAUAUUUAGUUAAAGCCAAAGCAAAGUUGGUAUAUGCUUGCGAGUGGAAUCCAAGGGCUGUUAAAGCAUUGAAAAUUAAUUUGAGCAUUAAUAAGGUUGCCAGUAAAUGUAUUGUUUAUGAAGGAGAUAGUAGAUUGGUCUGUCCAAAAGGCAUUGCUGAUAGAGUUAAUUUAGGUUUGCUACCAUCUUCAGAAUCAGGGUGGCAAGCUGCUUGUGAGGCAUUAAAUCCUAUAUCUGGUGGUGUCUUACAUAUCCAUGGAAACGUCACGUCUAUCAAGAAUAAGAAAAUAACAAACGAUAAAUUUGGUUGUAAAGAUUGUGUGGAUAUUCUUUGCAACUAUGAUCCUAAUGAAAAAGAUUUGAACAAUAAUAAAUUUUGUUCUGAUGUAGGAAUUCAACCAUCAUUUAUUUUUCAUUCUAAAACUGUAAUUCCUGUUACAAAUGUGUCGAUAAAAUGGAAACAAAUGGAAUGGAAAUUAUGGUCAUUGCAUGUGUGUCAUAAAUUAAGUGAUAUUUUUUGUUCAGUACAUGAACAAGUUUGGAAAUUACAAAUCUGUAAUCUACAUCGUGUUAAAUCCUAUGCACCACAUAUUGACCAUUUAGUGUUGGAUGUGAAAUGUACUCCUCAGGAAUACUUGGUGCAAUAA